Messenger RNA from Didymodactylos carnosus, 609 nucleotides. The record is from the annotation of a GenBank genome assembly. Lineage: Eukaryota; Metazoa; Rotifera; Eurotatoria; Philodinida; Philodinidae.
AUGGGCAUUUCAACUGAAUCCAUCGUUAGCUACGGUGAUACUCCCGUGGAUCCUGUUAUCUGUUCAAUCUGUCAUGGAAUUCUGUGGAAACCUGUGACAUGUGCCGAAUGUGAAAGCACCUAUUGUGGAGAGUGUAUCGAUACUUGGUUGCAAACGGCAAACGGCAAAACAUGUCCAAAAUGUGGAUGUGAAUUCAAAGGAAUCCGUGUGUCCAGAGUUUUACUUCAACUGCUGUCCAAGUUACAAAUUCGUUGUGGACAUACGCCGAAUGGUUGCGCCGAAGUUCUCUUCUACGAUGCCUUACAAAAUCAUCUGCUGGAAUGUAAGUAUGAAGUACGCUGUUCUAAAUGCGCUGCCUUAUAUAGGAAAGAACAAGGACAUGACAGAAAUGAUUGUUUGGAAAAACAAAUGAAAGAUCAAAAUGAUGCGUUUCAAACAAGACUGACAGACCAACAAGUUGUUAUUCAAAAUCUGGAAAAACAAAUGAAAGAUCAAACUGCUGAGUUUGAAAAGAAACUUGCUCAGCAUCAAGAUGCUUUACAAGAACUACAACGCCUUGGUCAAAAUUUACAAAAUGAAAAUAACAAACAUCAAGGUAAAUCGUUUUAA